Ananas comosus (pineapple) is the source of this 696-nucleotide messenger RNA. RefSeq names its product vegetative cell wall protein gp1-like. The record is from RefSeq and is a predicted model, not a curated record. The coding region runs from base 49 to 468 and encodes 139 amino acids. Lineage: Eukaryota; Viridiplantae; Streptophyta; Magnoliopsida; Poales; Bromeliaceae. The transcript has a single exon.
CAAAUUCAUCAAUCUUGCAAACUAGUGUAAUUAUUCCGAGCAUCAAAAAUGGCCUCUCAAUAUUCUUGCCUCCUCUUGGCCUUGCUUGUUACCUUAGCAACCGUAAACACGAGCCUUGCGGCUCGCUGUCUUUUAGACACUCCUGCGCCCGAAUCCGCACCGAUCGUACCAACUCUGCCUUCGAUACCGACGCUUCCAAAACCGACGAUUCCGACCGAACCACCACCAAUGCCAUCCAUUCCCAUUCCGACGAUUCCAUUGCCAAAACUCGCGGCCCCGCCCAUGCCUGAGAUCCCGACCACUUUGCCGACCGAAUUGCCUCCGAUGCCUGCCAUGCCGACCAUUCCUUCUAUUCCGGAGAGCAUUCCUCCGAUGCCUUCUAUUCCCAAGACGAUUCCAUCGAUCCCUGGGGUGCAGAUUCCGUACAUUCCUUUCUUAUCCCAGCCUCCCGCGACCACGAGCCCGUGAAGGGUAGAGUUUUCUUGUUUGUUUAUGUAAUAGUGUGAUGGUGUUGUAUUUAUAGUGUGAGAGGGGAUUAUUGUUGUUGCUCGUUGCUAUAGAUAUUAUUAGUACGUAAUGUUUCAGUUCGGUUUUGUAUCUUGUGAGGAUUGUUUUAUUCGCCUGAGCUUGUCAGUGCGCCUGUCCAUGUACCUAUUUGUACUUCUAUUACAUACUUUGUUAGUAUUCUGUUCGUAA